AUGGGUGAUGCUGUCAUGGCUGAGUUUGGGCCCGCUGCUCCUUUUCUUCGCAAGUCGGAUAAGGAGCGUCUAGAAGCCCAAACCCGGAUAUUUGACAUGAAGAAGGAGUGCUUCGUACCCGACCCCGAGGUCGAGUACGUCAAGGCAUCCGUAACUAGUCGUGAUGGUGACAAAGUCACCGUUAACACUGAGUUUGGAAAGACCGUCACCGUGAAGGAGUGUGAUGUUCACCCUCAGAACCCGCCAAAGUUUGAUAAAAUUGAGGACAUGGCGAUGUUCACCUUCCUCCACGAGCCCGCUGUGCUGUUUAACCUCAAAGAGCGUUACGCAGCCUGGAUGAUCUACACCUACUCGGGGCUCUUCUGUGUGACUAUCAACCCCUACAAGUCGCUGCCGGUCUACAACCAGGAGGUGGUCGUUGCCUACAGAGGAAAGAAGAGGAGUGAAGCUCCUCCUCAUAUCUUCUCCAUCUCUGACAAUGCCUAUCAGUACAUGCUGUCAGAUAGAGAAAACCAGUCAAUCCUCAUCACCGGAGAAUCUGGCGCUGGAAAGACUGUCAACACCAAGCGUGUCAUUCAGUACUUUGCCAGCAUCGCUGCUGCCCCAGGUUUGAAGAAAGAUCAAGCUGCUGAGAAGAAGGGAACCCUGGAGGAUCAAAUCAUCCAGGCUAAUCCUGCUCUGGAGGCCUUUGGGAACGCCAAGACCAUCAGGAACGACAACUCCUCUAGAUUUGGUAAAUUCAUCAGAAUUCAUUUUGACAACCGAGGAAAACUGGCCUCUGCUGAUAUUGAAACUUACCUUCUGGAAAAGUCUCGUGUGACCUAUCAGCUCAAAGCUGAGAGGGACUACCACAUUUUCUACCAGAUCUUGUCUCAGCAAAAGCCUGAGCUUCUGGAGAUGCUGCUCAUCACCAACAACCCUUAUGACUACGCCUUCAUCUCCCAAGGAGAGACAACUGUGGCCUCCAUCAAUGAUUCUGAGGAGCUGAUGGCCACUGAUGAUGCCUUUGACGUGCUGGGCUUCACUCAAGAAGAGAAGAACAGCAUUUACAAGCUGACUGGAGCCAUCAUGCACCACGGCAACAUGAAGUUCAAGAACAAGCAGAGAGAGGAGCAGGCUGAGGCUGACGGCACUGAAGAUGUGGACAAAGUUGCUUAUCUUAUGGGCCUGAACUCUGCUGACCUCAUCAAAGGUCUCUGUCACCCACGAGUCAAAGUAGGAAAUGAGUGGGUCACCAAGGGACAAAGUGUCGCUCAGGUGAACUAUUCUAUCGGUGCACUGGCUAAGUCAGUGUAUGAGAAGAUGUUUCUCUGGAUGGUCAUAAGGAUCAACCAUUCCCUGGACACCAAGCAGCCCCGCCAGUACUUCAUUGGUGUUCUGGACAUUGCUGGAUUUGAGAUCUUUGAUUUCAACACCUUCGAGCAGAUGUGCAUCAACUUCACCAAUGAAAAAUUGCAACAGUUUUUCAACCACCACAUGUUUGUGCUGGAGCAGGAAGAGUACAAGAAAGAGGGCAUUGAAUGGGAGUUCAUUGACUUUGGUAUGGACCUGCAGGCCUGUAUCGACCUGAUUGAAAAGCCCAUGGGUAUCAUGUCCAUCCUUGAAGAGGAGUGCAUGUUCCCCAAAGCCUCAGACACAACCUUUAAAGCUAAGCUCUACGACAACCAUCUGGGGAAAUCCAACAACUUCCAGAAGCCCAGAGUUGUUAAAGGAAGACCAGAGGCCCAUUUCUCCCUGGUUCACUACGCUGGAACCGUUGAUUAUAACAUCAACAACUGGCUGGUUAAGAACAAAGAUCCCCUGAAUGAAACGGUGGUCGGUCUUUUCCAAAAAUCAAACCUCAAGCUUUUAGCUUUGCUCUUUGCUGGAUAUGCAGGAUCUGAUUCUGCGCCGGAGUCUGGUGGAAAAGGGAAAGGUGGUAGCAAAAAGAAGGGUUCCUCAUUCCAAACUGUAUCGGCUUUGCACAGGGAGAACCUGAACAAGCUGAUGACCAACCUGCGGUCCACUCACCCUCACUUUGUGCGUUGCAUCAUCCCCAAUGAGACCAAGACUCCUGGGGCCAUGGAGAACCCUCUGGUGAUGCACCAGCUGCGCUGUAACGGUGUGCUAGAGGGCAUCAGGAUCUGCAGGAAGGGCUUCCCCAACAGGAUCCUCUAUGGAGAUUUCAAACAGAGGUACCGUAUUUUAAACCCCAAUGCCAUUCCUGAGGGGCAGUUCAUUGACAACAAGAAAGCUGCUGAGAAACUGUUGGGUUCUCUGGAUAUUGACCACAACCAGUACAGACUGGGGCACACCAAGGUGUUCUUCAAAGCUGGACUGCUGGGUCUGCUGGAGGAGAUGCGAGAUGACCGACUAGCACUAAUUAUCACCGGCAUCCAGUCUCGGUCACGAGGUCUUCUGGCAAGAAUUGAAUUCCAGAAGAUUGUUGAACGCAGGGAUGCACUACUCGUGCUCCAGUGGAACAUCCGGGCCUUCAUGGGGGUCAAGAAUUGGCCCUGGAUGAAGCUGUUCUUCAAGAUCAAACCUCUGUUGAAGUCAGCAGAGACUGAGAAAGAGAUGGCCAACAUGAAGGAAGAAUUCCUGAAACUGAAAGAGGCUUUCGCAAAAUCUGAAGCCCGCAGGAAGGAACUAGAGGAGAAAAUGGUCUCUCUUCUCCAAGAGAAGAAUGACCUGCAGCUCCAAGUUCAAUCUGAGCAAGAUAAUCUUGGUGAUGCUGAAGAAAGAUGUGAGGGGCUGAUCAAAAAUAAAAUUCAACUUGAGGCAAAAGCCAAAGAGCUGACAGAGAGGCUGGAGGAUGAGGAGGAGAUGAACGCUGAACUUACAGCUAAGAAGAGGAAGCUGGAGGAUGAGUGUUCAGAGUUAAAGAAGGACAUUGAUGACUUGGAGUUAACUCUGGCCAAAGUGGAGAAAGAGAAGCAUGCCACUGAGAACAAGGUAAAAAACCUGGUCGAGGAGAUGGCAGCUCUGGAUGAAAUCAUUGCUAAGCUGACCAAAGAAAAGAAAGCAUUACAGGAAGCUCACCAGCAAACACUGGAUGACCUGCAGAGUGAAGAAGACAAAGUCAACACUCUAACCAAGGCCAAGGCUAAGCUGGAGCAGCAAGUAGAUGAUCUUGAAGGUUCCCUAGAACAAGAGAAGAAAGUGCGAAUGGACCUUGAGAGAGCCAAGAGGAAGCUUGAGGGGGACCUGAAGUUAGCUCAGGAGACUAUAAUGGACCUGGAAAAUGACAAGCAGCAACUUGAAGAGAGGCUGAAAAAGAAAGAUUUUGAAGUCAGCCAACUCCUUGCCAAAAUUGAGGACGAACAAAUAAUAAGUGCACAGCUCCAGAAAAAAAUAAAGGAGUUGCAGGCCCGCAUUGAGGAGCUGGAGGAAGAGCUGGAGGCAGAGCGAGCUGCCCGAGCUAAGGUGGAGAAGCAAAGAGCAGACUUGGCCAGAGAGCUGGAGGAGAUCAGUGAGAGGCUGGAAGAGGCUGGUGGAGCAACAUCUGCCCAGAUUGAGAUGAACAAAAAGAGGGAGGCAGAGUUCCUAAAGCUCCGCAGAGACCUUGAAGAGGCCACUCUGCAGCACGAAGCCACUGCUGCCACUCUCAGGAAGAAACAGGCCGACAGUGUAGCUGACCUCGGAGAGCAGAUUGACAACCUACAGAGAGUCAAACAGAAACUGGAGAAGGAGAAGAGUGAGCUCAGGCUGGAGCUGGAUGAUGUGGUCUCCAAUAUGGAACAUAUUGUCAAGUCUAAGACUCAUUUGGAAAAAAUGUGCAGGUCUCUGGAAGAUCAGAUGAAUGAAUAUAAAACAAAGGCCGAGGAGGGGCAGCGUGUCAUCAACGACUUCACCAUGCAGAAAGCAAAGCUUCAAACUGAGAAUGGUGAAUUUACAAGGCAGAUUGAGGAAAAGGACUCCCUGGUGUCUCAACUCACCAGAGGAAAACAGUCCUAUACUCAACAAGUUGAAGACCUUAAAAGACAACUGGAGGAGGAAGUGAAGGCCAAGAAUGCACUGGCCCAUGCAGUGCAGUCUGCUCGUCAUGACUGUGACCUGCUCAGAGAGCAGUAUGAAGAAGAGCAGGAGGCCAAGGCUGAACUGCAGCGCGGCAUGUCCAAGGCCAACUCUGAAGUGGCUCAGUGGCGAACUAAGUAUGAAACUGAUGCCAUCCAGAGAACUGAGGAACUGGAGGAAGCAAAGAAGAAGCUGGCAGCGCGUCUUCAGGACGCCGAGGAGGCUGUGGAAGCAGUGAAUGCUAAAUGUUCCUCUCUGGAGAAGACCAAACACAGACUGCAGAAUGAGAUUGAAGAUCUCAUGGUGGACGUGGAGAGGUCGAAUGCUGCUGCUGCUGCUUUGGACAAGAAGCAAAGAAACUUUGACAAGGUCUUGGCAGAAUGGAAGCAGAAAUAUGAGGAGUCACAAACAGAGCUGGAGAGCUCUCAGAAGGAGGCCAGGUCUCUGAGCACUGAGCUCUUCAAACUGAAGAACUCCUUUGAAGAAUCUCUGGAACAGCUUGAGACCAUGAAGAGAGAGAAUAAGAAUCUUCAGGAGGAAAUAGCCGACCUCACUGAACAAAUCGGUGAGGGAGGAAAGAAUAUUCAUGAGCUUGAGAAGAUUCGAAAACAACUGGAACAAGAGAAGUCUGAGAUACAAACAGCGCUCGAGGAAGCUGAGGCCUCAUUGGAACACGAGGAAGGAAAGAUUCUCAGAGCUCAGCUAGAGUUCAACCAGAUCAAGGCGGAUAUCGAGCGCAAGCUGGUUGAGAAAGAUGAAGAGGUGGAGCAGACAAAGAGAAACCAACAGCGCAUUGUGGAUACUCUUCAGAGCUCACUGGAUGCUGAGACUCGCAGCAGGAACGAGGCCCUCCGUUUGAAGAAGAAGAUGGAGGGAGACCUCAAUGAGAUGGAGAUCCAGCUUAGCCAGGCCAACAGGCAGGCGGCUGAGGCCCAGAAACAACUGAAGGCUAUUCAUGCACAUCUGAAGGAUGCUCAGCUCCAGCUUGACGAGUCUCUGCGAUCAAAUGAUGAUCUUAAAGAGAACAUUGCUAUCGUUGAGAGGCGCAACAACCUGCUGCAGGCUGAAGUGGAAGAACUGAGGGCUGCUCUGGAGCAAACUGAGAGAGGACGCAAACUUGCUGAACAAGAGCUGCUGGAUGUUAGUGAGAGAGUGCAGCUACUGCACUCACAGAACACCAGUCUUCUAAACCAGAAGAAGAAGCUGGAGGCGGACACAUCCCAGCUUCAAACUGAAGUGGAGGAUUCAGUUCAGGAGUGCAGGAAUGCUGAGGAAAAGGCCAAGAAGGCCAUUACUGAUGCUGCCAUGAUGGCGGAGGAGCUGAAGAAAGAACAGGAUACCAGCGCCCACCUGGAGCGUAUGAAGAAGAACAUGGAGCAGACCAUCAAAGACCUGCAGCACCGUCUGGAUGAAGCUGAACAGAUUGCCUUGAAGGGAGGGAAGAAGCAGCUGCAGAAGCUGGAGGCCAGGAUCAGAGAGCUAGAAAGUGAGUUAGAGGCCGAGCAGAGAAAGUCAAGCGAUUCUGUCAAAGGAAUACGAAAGUAUGAGAGAAGAAUCAAAGAGUUGACCUAUCAGACAGAAGAGGAUCGUAAGAAUCUGGCCCGUUUGCAGGAUCUGGUAGACAAACUGCAGCUGAAGGUCAAAUCCUACAAGAAGUCUGCAGAGGACGCUGAGGAACAGGCCAACACCAAUCUGACAAAGUUCCGUAAGCUUCAACACGAGCUGGAUGAAGCUGACGAGAGAGCCGACAUCGCCGAGUCUCAGGUCAACAAGCUACGUGCCAAGAGCCGUGAUGUGGGGUCAAAGAAAGGACAUGUUGAGGAAUGAAAGUCAUGGAAUCGAAGAGGUUUCUGAGGCACCUGAUGUCUCAAGUGUCUCCCUAAGCAUGUUGUUUAUUGAGUAGAAUAAAGUCAAGCUGCAUCU
Messenger RNA from Labrus bergylta (ballan wrasse), 5919 nucleotides. Its product is annotated as myosin-7. Gene Ontology annotation, molecular function: microfilament motor activity; actin filament binding; ATP binding. NCBI's taxonomy places the organism in Eukaryota, Metazoa, Chordata, Actinopteri, Labriformes, Labridae. Gene Ontology annotation, cellular component: cytoplasm; myosin filament; myosin II complex. Gene Ontology annotation, biological process: muscle filament sliding; adult heart development; cardiac muscle contraction. The record is from RefSeq and is a predicted model, not a curated record.